Messenger RNA from Prorocentrum cordatum, 1329 nucleotides. The record is from the annotation of a GenBank genome assembly. NCBI's taxonomy places the organism in Eukaryota, Dinophyceae, Prorocentrales, Prorocentraceae.
GAGGUUUCGUCGCCGAUCUCGGUGCCGACGGUGCCUGGCUCGCCCAGGCGAGCUCGCGGGCGGCCACGCGCGCGGCCCUGCCGCGGGCUCUCGUCGCAGGCGGCCGCCGCGGAGGAGCGGAGCGUCUUCGACGCGGAGGCACUCGGCGCCGCGGGCAUCUGGGGCGGCGCGGCCGAUGGCGCCGCGGCGGUGUGGCGCCACCUGAUGGCGCACGCGGAGUUCUACGCGCGGCACCCGCGGGGUGACGCGUGGGAGAGACCUCGCCCUCGGCGUCGGGCCGCGGCCUCCGGUUCCGGCGACGGCGUUGCUGGGCCGGGGCUUGGGCAUCCCGGGGGGGACGGGGGCAGCGUCGCGCGGGUGGACUCCAGCUCCGGCGGCGCCAAGCUCUUGGUGCGGCUGCCCGGCGGCCGGCACGUCGAGACGGCCAUCAUCAGGAGAGCCCCGCUGGAGCGCGCCAGGGCUCCGCCACAGUGUGCGUUUCCUCCCAGGCUGGGUGCGCUAUGGCCUGCCGCUUCUGCGACACGGGGUUGCUGGGCGGCGGGCCCGGCGUGGGCCUGCCGUCGUGGGCGAUCCUCGAGCAGGUGCUCCACGCCGAGGCCCUUCUGCAGCGCGAGCGGCCGGAGGGCGGGUCCGCCCCCGCGAACGUGGUUUUCAUCCGCCCAUGGGCAUGGGCGAGCCCCUGCUCAACUACCGGGCCGUGCUCGCCGCCACGCGCGCCCUCUGCGACAGCGACCCCUCGCGGCGCGUCACGGUCUCGACCGUCGGAGUCACGCCGCGCGUGGGGCCCGCGGACGCUCGCGCAGGACGCGCCCGCCGGGAUGCGCCUGGCCCUGUCGCUGCACGCCCCCACCCAAGGAGACUGCGCGAGCAGCUGAUGCCGAAGCCCGCGAAGGCAUGGCCGCUGGAGGGGCUCCUGCGCGCGGUCCGAGGGUUCCAGGAGGCGACGGGCACCGGCGUGCUGCUGGAGUACAUCGGAGCGGUAUCAACGAUGGUGAGGACCACGCCUCCGAGCUGGCGCAGUUGCUGUCCCGGGAGGACCUCGCGUUCGCAGGCGUGAACUUGAUACCGUACAACCCCACCGUCGCGGGCGCCAGGGCUGGCUUCGAGGCGCCGACCGACGCUCACUGCAAGGCCUUCCGGGCGAGGCUCCGGCGCGCGGGCGUGGGCAACGCCACCGUGCGCUUCUCCACCAAGCUGGGCCGCCGCUGCGGGGCCGCGUGCGGGCAGCUCGGCCUGCGCGGCCACUCGCCCUUCGAGGGGCAACAUCGAGCAGCAGCAGCAGCAGCAGCAGCAGCAGCAGCAGCAGCAGCAGCAGGCCGAGGAGGAUGA